Molecule: messenger RNA, 2374 nt
Organism: Vespula pensylvanica (western yellowjacket)
Lineage: Eukaryota; Metazoa; Arthropoda; Insecta; Hymenoptera; Vespidae
Product: probable cytochrome P450 6a14
Exons: 11
Coding region: 70-2154 (694 amino acids)
Molecular function (GO): iron ion binding; oxidoreductase activity, acting on paired donors, with incorporation or reduction of molecular oxygen; heme binding
Source: RefSeq, a predicted model, not a curated record
GAAAAAUCAGUUGUUAACAAAAUACAAUCUGUGUGCCGUAUAAAUAAGAAAAGAAAUAACGAAAUAAUUAUGAUAGUCGAAUGGAUAUUAUUGAAGUUAUUUGGUGUUUUGUUUUUCAUGAUAAUUGGAUUAUAUUUGUAUUUUAAGUUAAUUGUUUUUAACUUUUGGCGAAGAAAAGGUGUAUUAUACGAGAAACCAACGUUUCCAACUGGAAAUAUUGCCACUGCAAUUUUUAAUAAAAAAUCCAUUCACAAUAUUUUCGAAGAAAUUUACAUCAAGUACAAAUCGUAUCCUUUUGUUGGAGUAUAUUCGUUUUUCAAACCAAUUCUCGUGAUCAAUGAUCCCAAUUUGAUACGUUUCGUGAUGACGAAAGAAUUUUCAAGUUUCCAUGAUCGUGGAAUGUACUGCAACGAAAAGAUCGAUCCACUUUCAGGACAUUUGUUUCUUUUACCUGGGACCAAAUGGAGAAAUUUACGUAUACGUUUGACACCUACUUUUACGUCAGGAAAAAUUAAAUAUAUGUUUAAAACUUUACAAGAGAAUGGACUUCUGUUGGAAAAAUUUCUCGAAAAGAAAGCUCGUGAGAAAGAAGAAAUCGAAAUAAAAGAAAUUUUUGCUUGUUUUUUCACAGAUAUCAUAAUGUCUACUGCGUUCGGAAUAAAUUGCAAUUGUCUGGAAUACCCAGAGUCAGAAUUUCGUUAUUGGGGUAAGAGAAUAGUCAAGCCGAGACCUUUGAUAAAUACGAUAAUGAUAUUUGCUUCUAAAAUAAUGGAAAUUUUCUCGAUACCACUUAACGAUAAAGAAGCGUCUAGAUUUUUUUUAAAAGUUUUCAAAGAGACUGUGCAUUAUCGAGACAAACACAACGUCGAGAGACAUGAUUUCCUUAACUUGAUAAUGCAAUUGAUGAAGAAUGGAUACGUUAAGAGCGUCGAAGAGAACAGAACUAAUCCGGACAAAGAUACAUCCAUUAUCGACAUAAUCAAACUAGAAAAAUUCAAUAUGUCGGAAGCUGCAGCUCAAGCAUUUGUUUUCUAUUUGGCUGGUUUCGAAACUACGUCGUCGACGGUGACUUUUUGCCUUUACGAAUUGGCCUUGAAUCAAGAUAUUCAAAAAAAAACGCAGGAGGAAAUCGAUAGAGUUUUAAAAAAACACGGAGGCAUCUCGUACAACGCUAUCAAUGAGAUGACUUAUCUUCAAAUGGUCGUAUACGAAACCUUAAGGAAGUAUCCACCUUUACCUAUUUUAAAUCGUAUAUGUACCAAGGAUAUUAAACUACCUAAUUCUGAUAUCGUCAUACCUGAAGGCAUUGCUGUACUUAUUCCUCUUUUUGGAAUACAUAGGGAUCCUAAUAUUUAUCCCGAACCAGAAAAAUUUAUUCCUGAACGAUUCACGGAAGAACAAAUUCGUAGCAGACAUCAAUAUACCUAUUUGCCGUUUGGAGAAGGACCACGAAUAUGUAUUGGUAUGAGGUUUGCACUGAUGCAAACGAAAGUUGCUCUUAUGAAUGCUUUGAACAAAUUUGAAUUUCUACCAGGACCAAAAACUCCAAGGAAACUCGAAUUAACGGUAGGAACCGUAAUACUGAAUACGAAAUGUGACAUGUAUCUUCAAAUCCAGCAAAGAUCAUAUAUUCAAAAAAAAACGCAGGAGGAAAUCGAUAGAGUUUUAAAAAAACACGGAGGUAUCUCGUAUAACGCUAUUAAUGAGAUGACUUAUCUUCAUAUGGUCGUAUGCGAAACCUUAAGGAAGUAUCCACCUUUGCCUAUUUUAAAUCGUAUAUGUACCAAGGAUAUUAAACUACCUAAUUCUAAUGUCGUCAUACCUGAAGGUACUGCUGUGAUUAUUCCUAUUCUUGGAAUACAUAGAGAUUCUAAUAUAUAUCCCGAACCAGAGAAAUUUAUUCCUGAACGAUUCACGGAAGAACAAAUUCGUGCUAGACACCAUUAUGCCUAUUUGCCAUUUGGAGAAGGACCAAGAAUAUGUAUUGGUAUGAGAUUCGGUCUGAUUCAAACGAAAGUUGCCCUUACGAAUGCCUUGGCGAAGUUUGUAUUUUUGCCAGGAUCAAAAACGCAGAAGAAGCUCGAUUUCGUGGCAGGAAUUAUAACAUUAGGUACGAAAGAUGGCAUAUAUCUUCAAAUCCAACAUAGAUCAUAAUACUAUUAUUGUUUUUUUUUAUUGGAUAAAAAAUGUUAUUUUUUAUGAUAUGAUCAUUAGAUCCCUGAUCUUUAAUAAUACAUCUUUAAUAAUACUAUAUGGGGAAGAAGUUAAUUUGUAAAGGGCAUUUCAAUUUCGUUUGACUAUUAUAACAAAUUAUUUCUAAGUAUCAAUAACUUAUCAAAUACCGAAUGGCAAUAAUAAAACACUUCUCAUCACA